AUGUUUACUAUCACGAGAAGCGUGCUUAAAAAUUGUUUCAGUAAGCGGUUUAUACAGAAUAUACAAUCCCUAGAAGGAACUAUUGAAAACUCCAGUAAAAAGCAAUCACCAUCAUUGCUUAUAAGUUGUAAACGAAAAAAGUUAAAUUACUAUGCAGGGGUUCACUAUAGUAAAUUUGAUGAGAUACCUCUUGCUUCUAAAGGUUGGAACCACACAAAAUCUAAAGGAGACUUUUUCUUAAUAAAUAGGUUGAAGAAUGAAAAAAAUCAAACAUAUUCUUUUGAUGAAUUAAACAUUCAUCCUAAAAUAAAAGAUGCUUUAAAAAUUGAAGAGAUAAGGGAAUUAACAGAAUUUCAAGCAAGAUCUAUUAAUGAGGUAAGAAAAGGAUCUCAUCUUCUGCUAGCAGCUGAAACUGGCUGUGGAAAAACACUUGCCUAUCUCAUACCAAUAAUUCAGGAUUUGAUUUCCAACAAAUCACAAAAUGCUAAUACACCAAAAGCAGUAAUUAUUGUGCCUAAUAGAGAGUUAGCUUACCAAGUUGGAGAAAUAGCAAGACAUCUUGGCGAUGCUCUUGGAAUUACUGUAAAAACUGUUGUUGGAGGCAAAACAAAGGCCUUAAUGAUGAAUCCUGUAUUUGAAGAUAUUGACAUUUUGGUUGCUACCCCUGGGGCACUUGGUAAACUUUCUACAGCAAAAUAUGCAGUUUUUGAUGAAGCAGAUACACUAAUUGAUGACAGUUUCAUAGAGAGGAUGGAAGGUUUAAUCAAAAGGUUAACCCAAUCCCAAGUUAUACUAGUAUCUGCAACUUUACCAAAAAGAUUUCCACCUGUAUUAGCACCAAUAGAACCGUCAUUAAAACAUGUCGUAUCUCCGAAUAUUCAUAAACCUUUAUUAAAUAUUAACCAGAAAUUUUUAAGAUUAACCAAAUCUGCAAAACCUUCACAUUUACUUCAAAUUGCAAAAGCUAACACUAGGCCCAUGUUAAUUUUUUGCAAUAAAAAUGAAACCUGCAACUGGGUGGCUCUGUUUUUAAGAGAAAAUGGGGUAGACUGCUCAAAUAUUAAUGGUGAUAUGCACUAUUCAAUACGAAUAGAUCAGUGGAAUAAAUUUGCCUCAGGAGAGACAAAAAUCUUGUCUGCUACAGAUGUGGGCAGUAGAGGACUUAAUACAAUACAAGUGGUACAUGUUCUCAAUUAUGAUUUCCCUCUCUAUGCUGCUGAUUAUUUGCACAGGAUUGGAAGAGUGGGAAGAUUAGGCAGCCCAGAAGCCUGCAAGGUUACCAACUUUGUAGUAGGAGCUCCAGAAGUUUCUUUAGUUCAACAAAUUGAGCUUGCUAUUAGAAGAAAUCAGGCCUUGGAAAAUGUAGAUGGAAAUAUAACAAAUAUUGUUCAACGAAAAAUAGCCAGAAGCCAGAGGGAAAGUGCAUAA
This is a messenger RNA of Diabrotica balteata, 1428 nucleotides long. Lineage: Eukaryota; Metazoa; Arthropoda; Insecta; Coleoptera; Chrysomelidae. The record is from the annotation of a GenBank genome assembly.